Messenger RNA from Aureobasidium vineae, 1176 nucleotides. NCBI's taxonomy places the organism in Eukaryota, Fungi, Ascomycota, Dothideomycetes, Dothideales, Saccotheciaceae. The record is from the annotation of a GenBank genome assembly.
CUGACGGUAAUGACACAAUCACCGCCAUUGACUGGCCUUCGCGUGCUCGAAUUCGCAGGUCUAGCUCCAGGACCAUUCGCAGGCCUUUUACUAGCCGACUGGGGCGCCUCUGUGCUUCGCAUCGACCGCGCAGUCCCAGCAGCCCACACUGCCAACCCACCACCGGCGACCUCUGACCUACUCACGCGUCACAAAUCCUCCAUAGCUGUGGAUAUUAAAUCUGCAGCUGGCAUCUCUCUCAUCCUCUCCUUGAUACCAAAUGUAGACAUACUCAUCGACCCUUUCCGUCCCGGCGUCCUCGANAAACUAGGUCUCUCGCCAGAAACCGUGUUGCUGAAAUUGAAUCCUCGUCUCAUUGUCGCACGCAUGACUGGUUUUCGCAGAGAUGGCAAGUAUGCAUCCAUGGCAGGCCACGAUAUCAAUUACCUCGCCGUCUCUGGCGUGCUAUCCCAACUCGGGCGUGCAAACUCUACUCCCACGCCUCCUGCCAAUUUGCUAGGUGAUUUUGGCGGCGGAGGCUUGGUUUGCUUUUUGGGUAUUGUGAUGGCGGUGUUGCAGAGACAGAAGACUGGGUUGGGGCAGGUUGUGGAAGCUAAUAUGGUAGAUGGAGCUGCGUAUUUGGGCGUUAUGCCUAGAUUUGCGAGAAAGACGGUUAUGUGGGAUAAACCACGAGGAGAGAAUUUGUUGGAUGGUGGGUGUCCUUAUUAUGAUACUUAUGAGUGUAGCGAUGGGGCAUUAGAACCCCAAUUCUUCGCUCAAUUACUAAAAGGCCUUGACAUCUCCCCAUCAUCCCUCUCAGGCCCCAGAGACGACCGCACAACCUGGCCCUCCCUCCGCCACCUCUUCACACAAUCCUUCGCCUCCAAACCCCGCGCCGAGUGGGAGAAAAUCUUCGACGGCACAGAUGCCUGUGUAACUCCCGUGCUCACCCAAGACGAGCUAGAAACUGACGGAUAUGAUCAACGGCCCAUUGUCACGCUCAAAGAUUCGCCGGGCAGAGCUAUCGCUGAAGGGGAUGCGGAUGCGAGGCCAGUGUGCCAAGGGCAGGGGAUUGGUGUUGAGGGUGAUGGGUGGAUGAGUAGAGGGUUAGCGGCGGGAGUGGGUGGGGAAGAGGUGUUGGGUAGAUGGAUGGGGUGGAAGAGNGGGAGGCAGUAUGAUGUUAUUGAUGGAGGGCUU